This is a messenger RNA of Drosophila ficusphila, 3318 nucleotides long. Its product is annotated as HEAT repeat-containing protein 6. The coding region runs from base 97 to 3264 and encodes 1055 amino acids. The transcript has a single exon. The record is from RefSeq and is a predicted model, not a curated record. NCBI's taxonomy places the organism in Eukaryota, Metazoa, Arthropoda, Insecta, Diptera, Drosophilidae.
GAAAAGGUUUUGAUCGGGAAAUUUAGAGACAACGGAUUUUCAUGGCUAUGAUUUUGGAGAUAGCUUUUUUAAGUCUGGCAACCACAAGCUUCGGAAAUGGAGACCCACGACGCCCUGCUCCAGGAGCUUCUGCAGGCGGAACAUGAAACUGGUCAGGACGAGGAGGCACGCCAGGCGCACCUGCAGCUCAUCAACGAGCUGCACCACCAGCUGGUAGUCCCGGUGGGAGUGGCGGCGGAACGUCUUCAGCAUCUUAUAAUGGAGGUGCGAAAGAGAGGGCAGCACGACCUGUUGCGCCGGUGGCAGCUGUGGCUCAACGAGCUAAUCCUGGCCAGGAGGAUCAUCCUAGUGCGGUCGCACCUGCUGGUGGCCGAACUAAUGGAGGCAGGGCAGCCGGACUCAUCGUCUGCAGAGCUCCAACUGCUUCUGACGCUGCUAAAGACGACGCCGAAGGAAAAGUUGGCUGAGUACUGGCCGAGAUUGACUACUUUGCCCAAAAUGAGGAACGUGGAGACAGCCCUGCUGCUCCUGCAGUGCCAGGAUCUGGUGCUGAACGAGCUUAAGGAGUCUCCCGACGAGGCUGACCAUAGCCAGAGCCUGGCCAACUCGCUCGUCCACAUGCAUUUUGAGGGUUGCUGGCUGGAAGUCGAGAAGGAGACGGAGGAGCAGAUGGCCCUGCUAAUGGCCCUCAGCCUGGAGCUGCUGCAGAAGCUGGUGGCGCGGCAGCCGAACUACGCGGAGCAUCAGAUUCCUGAGCUGAUUGGCCUAGUCCAGUGCUACUUGCAGUACGGCGAGACAGAGGGAAGCACUUCUCUAAUGCCCCGCAGGCUCCCGGCCGCACAACAGUCAGCCGCCUAUGGGCUGGAGGACGAGCACCAACAGCCCGGCCAGAAGUUGCGCUCCGGCGGCCGAAAGAACAAGGUACGCAAGAUGCGGUCACUGGCCAAGCAGCGCAACCAGGCGGCCAGCGAUUCCCAGGAGACCAAUUCGCGGGAGCGCCUGCUGCUAGUAGGCAAUCAAGACUACGGCUGCCUCACCGGCGACUCGGGCGAAAACUGUCCAACCUCCGAUGCGGAUCAGCAGCCGGAGACCAAGCACCUCCGCCAUCUGCAGGCCAAGGUAAGGAUCUCGGCGCUGCACCUGUUAGGAUCCUUGACCAAGCAGCUGCCACGCCGCUCCCUGUACAGCUAUUGGCACGUCCUGUUUCCCGACAGCGACUCGGCCGGCGGACGCAAUCUGCUGCUCGUCGGUCAGAAAGACACCAACUCCCGCUGUCGCGCACUGGCCCUGCAGCUUGGCGCCCAGCUGCUGUACGGCUCCAAGGGGUUCCUGAGCCAGGCCUGCUCUCGCGGACCUAGCAACUUCACACCCUUCGCAGUCAGCCUAGCCAGCUCCGUGCUUUCCGCGUACCGCACCCUAAGCGCCAUCCUGGAGCGGGAGUUCGCUCCACCCGUGCUGACGCAGUGUCUCAAAUGUCUGGCCGUUCUGGUCCAGGCCACGCCCUUUGAUCAGUUGGAAAUGGGCUUCGUCUACGAGUUCGUGUGCCACGUAAAGAAGCUGGCCAAGAGUGCUGACCCUCCAGUAGCCGUGUCGGCCCUUCUCGUCAUGGAAAUGCUGGUGGCCACGACCAAGCUCACUCCGGAGAUUGCCAGCUCGGUGGGCCUGGCUCCCGAUCUUAGGAACGUACGAUUGGAUCAGGUCGACGCGAUAGACGACUUUCAGGAGCUGUGCGACUCUGACCCGGAGGUGGAACUCGAGGAGGAGGCGGAUCUGGAAAAGGAGGAGCAGCCGAAGGCGCAGCAGAAAUCGCUUAAUCCCGCCCACGCACUGUCGCAAUCCAUUCCGCGCAACUCCUGGCUUCUGAGGCUGGUCCUCCGCUAUCUGGAGGGUCUGGGAACUCCAAUCACGGUGCGCAUAGAGUGCUUCCAGGUACUUCAGGCGAUGGCAAUACACAUUGGUAUUCUGCGCGGCCACCAAGCGCGUUUGGCCAAGGUGAUCUCCGCCGGACUGAGGGAUCUCGUCGCCGAUGUGAAGCUCUACGCGGCACGCUGCCUGGACUCCGUGGGCUAUCAGCUGGGCAGGCUACUGCCGGAGCAGGCGGAGCGGGAGCAGCAGAUGUCGUUUUGGCUGAGUCUGCUGCCCGCCACCUACGAAGCCUACGACGGCGCCGGGUUUCCGCUCAAGUGCGCCCUCUGCGACGCCCUGUCCAACAUGGGCGCCUUCAGCUUCGAGCGGCUAUCGGAUGGCCAUCGGACCGCCCUGCUGGCGUUCCUAAGCGGCUGCGCCAGUGACGACCACGAGGAGCCACUGGUCCGGGGAGCAGCCCUGCGGGCCAUGGCUGUUUACGUGCUCCACCCCUCGCUGAGGACGGACCUGGGAUUCGUGGAAAACACCGCGGAGCUGACUCUGCGCAUCAUCGACGACCACCAGCUGGUCGUGCGGAUCAAGGCCGCCUGGGCGCUGGGCAACAUAAGCGACGCCUUGGUGGCUGGCAUUUCCAGCCAAACCGAGAGGAUAUCGGCCGACCUGCUGGGUCGCCUCAUCCAGGCGGCGACGAAGAGCUGCAGCGACCACGACAAGGUGCGGGCCAAUGCGGUGCGAGCUCUGGGAAACUUACUGCAGAUUCUGCAGCUUCAGCCCGCCGGGAGCGAGGAGGUGAUGCAGCUGGCCAUGUCCGAGCUGCUGGACUGUGUGAGAUCCUCGGGCAACGCAAAGGUGAAAUGGAACGCCUGCCACGCCAUCGGAAAUCUGGUGCGGCAUAGGGGCUUCUUUGCCAGUGGCAACCUGCCCGGGAUCCUGUUCCCCGCCCUAAGCCAGCUUAUGGUGCAGCACAUUAAUUUCAAAGUGCGCACCAAUGCCGCCGGGGUGCUGUUACGGGUGGAGCGGCGACAGGAUUUUGGCGGCCACUUUUCUACUGUGUGGCGCGCGCUUCUUGAGGCUCUGGAACGAUCUAAUGCCCUGGACAGCUUCGAGGAGUACAACCACCGGGACGCACUGCAGCAGCAACUCUGCCUGGCCAUCGCUCACCUGCUGACUCUGGCUAAGAGUGGCGAUCUGCCGGCGAUUCGAGAGUCUCUCGAAGGGGAUUUCCUGGAGCAGGUGCGGGACACGUGGCGGCGCGUCGCCUUCCGCAUUAUUCCCGAGCGAUCAGCGCCGCUCUUCACUUGUGCUUCUCUGCUGGAGCAGCGCCUCCAGGCGGAAGUCACCACUCAGCAGCGCUGCGCCUUAGUCUUCAUCACGAGCUCCCUCCGGCUGGACCCGUAACCAUCAAACCAUACCCAUAAAACUUUGUUAGUAAAAUCCGAGUUUUCAAUUUUA